Dromaius novaehollandiae (emu) is the source of this 14007-nucleotide messenger RNA. It is a transcript of the gene TANC2, whose product is annotated as tetratricopeptide repeat, ankyrin repeat and coiled-coil containing 2. The coding region runs from base 2384 to 8593 and encodes 2069 amino acids. Gene Ontology annotation, biological process: regulation of dendritic spine morphogenesis. The record is from RefSeq and is a predicted model, not a curated record. Gene Ontology annotation, cellular component: dendritic spine. Gene Ontology annotation, molecular function: protein binding. Lineage: Eukaryota; Metazoa; Chordata; Aves; Casuariiformes; Dromaiidae. The transcript has 33 exons.
CGGCGGGCGGGUGCGUGAGUGCCGUGGCCGUCGGCGCCCUCCUCCUCCUCCUCCUCCUCCUCCUCGCCGCCCCUUCCCCGCGGCGCGGCCGCCCGGGAAGGCGGCGGCGCCUCCGCCCGCGACAGUGAGUGCAGAGGAUCUUGAAAAGUCACCAGGGCCCUUACGUGUGGUCUCCUAGACCAGUCUCCAGGAAGGAGACAACUAGGAGAAGCAUGCAGGGUCCGUACCGCAGUUUGGAUUGCGAGAUGCUAUGUGUUAAGGAGGUCAAAGGUAGUCUGUGAAGUGCUGGAUUUGACCUUGUGUCCAUCUUUUCUGGUAUGCUGGCUCUGGCAUUAGUCAGUGCUUUUUACUGGGGUGCACGUAUCGCAGCCUUCCCUGAAGCAGACGAGACUCAGUCUUUCUAUGGAAGCUCUCCUGCCGUUUCCAUCUAGUCGGUUGUCAGCUGUAACUGGUUCUUUUAAUCUCUUGUAGUAAAUGUCAGGUGAGGAGCUGACAGUUCUGUAGGUACCAAUUUUCCAUUUAUCCACAGUCUAUGUAAUACAUGAAUGGGUACUGCCUGCCUGCCAAUGACCACUGCUGUCAAUCCAACUUAGUCUGUGCUUUUCUGUGUUUCUGGAGGGAUUCUGCCAGUAUAAUUUAUCUGUAGAUUAUAAAGGAUAGGGUGGCAGUGAAUUAAAGUCUACAUUAAAUUUAUUAGCUGUACUUUAAAUAUUUGAUCACAGUGAGGCUAAAGAUUCAAGUACCCGUGUGAUGUGCUAUGACUACGCUUUACAAAUGGCCACGGUGCUUCCACAGGAUCAGAUGUAAAAAUUUCCCUUACAUUUGUGAGAAAACUGUAACUGUAUGGAUACUGUAUUUCAAGCCUAAAUAUUGUGCAUUAUUUAUAAUGUAGGAAAGGAACAUGCGACUCCAGAUGACAGAGGGAUAGAAAAGGAUUAAGAUCACCUCCUUGGUAAACAUGCACGAGAGCUGGGGGGAGGCGUAAACCGCACGUGGGCCAGAGCAGCGCGACCUGUUCUGUAGACAGAGGAGAUGUGGAGACAGGACAGCUGGGGUAAAGGAUAGUGUAUAAAAGGUUAAAUGUGUACCUGCUUGUAUGCUGCCUCCUUUCCUGUGUGAUCUGGAGCAGCGGGUAUGAUGGGAUGCGAUGGAGCCCGUUCAGGCUGUUGUAACGCGGAAGAUGGGGCUUUGUGGGUUGCUCCUGCGCUGUUUUGAGCUCCUCAGCUGCCUUCAGCUCUCAUUUGCAGUGAAGCUUUUCACGCGUUAUUCCCUUCUUUGCUCUCCUUCCUGUACAUGUAUGAAGAGACAAGGCUAAAAUAAGGGCACACAAAUGUGUUCUGGGUAAAACUUGUCAUGCCUUUAUUUACUGUAGUACUUCCAUCGUGUUUAUGAAAUGAGCUUAAUGCUGCUUCAGGCAGAAUGAGGCCUAAUAUUCGUAUAUACGCAUCGACAACGGCUAUAUUGCUUAUCGUUCCUCUGCCUCUGUUCUCGCUGAAGAGUGAGAACAGGAUUUUGAAAAGUAUUCCAAGCAUCUGGUAAAAUCAGGACUCCAGGAGUUUAUUUUUUCCAGCAUUUGUUCAUGAGUGUUACAGAUUCACCAUGUUAUGAGCACUCCUAAAAAUCUGCCCCUAACUUACUGCAUGGACGAUGCCAUUGGGUUAAAUUGCUCUGCUUGCAAGUUAACAGGCUACCCAGUAUGGGUUGGGAUGGUGGACUCCAUCCUGGUAAGGUGUACUCGUUUGAGUAAAUUAUAUUUACAUUCUCUGCUCCCUUUGCGUGAUGGUCAUCCCCCCGCAAGUCCUCCAGAUGCGUCCCCGGGUACGUGGGAAUCUCCUCGUAGCAGAAUGUUGACUUAAUGAAUUUUGAGCAAGAGAAACACAACAUCAAAAGCCAAGGCGCACAGGGAGUAAGUGACUGGAAAUGAGAGCCCUUCAUCUGAAAAAACAGGACAACUAUUUCUCUGCUGUUUUGUUAAAGGAUUCCUUUUCUUCUCAGACGUGAAGAAAUCCCUGUAAGACAAACAUGCUACCAGCUACUAUCCAUGUUAGCUCCUUUUUGUGCUCAGCACGUCAAGAAAAGAAAAGGAAAAAAAAAGACUCACUGCUUUUCAAGGAUGCUGCUUCCUCUGUGGAUAUUUACAGGUUUCACAAAUGAGACUUGCAGCGUGUUGCAAAGGCAGCCAAGAAGGAACUGUAAUGGCUCUCCUGGAAGUUUUUCAAAAGCCACUCCCAUUGACUGCAUUGGACAUUAUAUAACACCCCCAAAGCCAAAAGCAAGAGGCAUAAGGACUUUUGGUGCAUGGAGGAAGACAUCUCUUACCUAGAGAUUUAACCUGUCUAAAGAUAUCAAGUUUUGGGGAUACACAAAGUGGAACAGGAUCGCCAUGUUUCGAAACAGUCUCAAGAUGCUUCUUACAGGAGGGAAGUCAAACCGCAAAAACAGGUCCAGUGAUGGAGGGAGCGAGGAGCCGCCAGACCGAAGACAGGCAAGUGUAGACUCCCGCCAGAGCCGAUCUGGGCAAGGCACCUCCACAGAGAACGACUGUGCUUUUGAACCCGACUACGCAAUUCCUCCACUCCCAGUGACCGAAGGUAUGCAGCACAUUCGGAUUAUGGAGGGCAUGUCCCGCUCUCUUCCAUCCUCCCCCUUACUCACACAUCAGUCUAUCAGUGUUCGGCUCCAACCUGUGAAGAAGUUAACUGCCCCUUUGAGGAAAGCAAAGUUUGUUGAGAGCCCUCGAAUCCCCGAAUCGGAGCUCGGCUCCCCGACGCUCUCGGCAGCGCCGAAACUGGACGUCGAUGCCUACAGCCCCGGUGAUACUGAGCAGGAGCUGGGACCCCCUCCAUCCGUCGAUGAGGCAGCGAAUACACUCAUGACUCGCCUGGGCUUCCUCCUGGGAGAGAAAGUCACGGAGGUACAGCCAGGGCCCCAGUACAGCAUGGAGGUGCAGGACGAGAACCAGACCUCGGCCGUGACGCAGCGGAUAAGUCCCUGCUCCACGCUGACCAGCAGCACGGCCUCGCCGCCGGCCAGCAGCCCCUGCUCCACCCUGCCUCCCGUCAGCACCAGCGUGACGGCCAAGGACUGCAGCUAUGGUGCCGUCACCAGCCCCACGUCCACCCUCGAGAGCAGAGACAGCGGCAUCAUAGCUACUUUGACAAGCUACUCCGAAAAUGUGGAACGCACGAAAUAUGGAGGGGAAAGCAGUAAAGAACUAGGGUCGGGAGGAAACCUGAAACCGUGGCAGUCGCAGAAGUCCAGCAUGGACUCCUGCCUCUACCGUGUGGACGAGAACAUGACGGCCUCCACCUACAGCCUGAACAAGAUCCCGGAGAGGAACCUGGAGACGGUCUUGUCCCAGUCGGUGCAGUCUAUUCCACUUUACCUUAUGCCACGGCCAAAUUCAGUAGCAGCCACCAGCUCGGCGCACCUGGAGGACCUGGCGUACCUGGACGAGCAGCGGCACACUCCCCUCCGGACGUCGCUGCGGAUGCCGCGGCAGAGCGUGGCGGGCGCCCGUGCCCAGCAGGACCUGCGAGUGCGCUUUGCACCUUACCGACCUCCCGACAUCUCUCUGAAGCCGCUGCUCUUCGAGGUGCCCAGCAUCACGACGGAGUCGGUGUUCGUCGGCCGCGACUGGGUGUUCCACGAGAUAGACGCGCAGCUGCAGAGCUCCAACGCCAGUGUGAACCGAGGGGUCGUGAUCGUUGGCAACAUCGGGUUCGGGAAGACCGCCAUCAUCUCCAGAUUGGUUGCCCUCAGCUGCCAUGGCACACGCAUGAGACAGAUUGCUUCUGAUAGCCCACACGCCUCUCCAAAACAUGCGGAUGCAAACAGAGAGCUGCCCUUGACGCAGCCGCCUUCCGCCCACUCUUCGAUCACCAGCGGGAGCUGCCCGGGGACCCCCGAAAUGCGCCGCCGCCAGGAAGAGGCCAUGCGGAGACUUGCUUCGCAGGUCGUCGCUUAUCACUACUGCCAAGCCGAUAACGCCUACACCUGCCUGGUGCCGGAGUUUGUGCACAACGUGGCAGCCCUGCUGUGCCGCUCGCCGCAGUUCGUCGCCUACCGGGAGCAGCUGCUGCGGGAGCCGCACCUGCAGAGCAUGCUCAGCCUGCGCUCCUGCGUCCAGGACCCCAUGGCCUCCUUCCGCCGGGGAGUCCUGGAGCCCUUGGAGAACCUGCACAAAGAGAGGAAAAUCCCCGAUGAAGAUUUCAUCAUACUAAUUGAUGGUUUGAAUGAGGCUGAAUUCCACAAGCCAGAUUAUGGGGACACCAUAGUCUCGUUCUUGAGCAAAAUGAUCGGAAAAUUCCCUUCCUGGCUUAAGCUGGUUGUGACGGUCAGGACAAGUCUACAGGAAAUAAUUAAGCUGUUGCCCUUCCACAGAAUUUUUUUGGAUAGACUGGAAGAGAACGAAGCCAUAGACCAGGACCUGCAGGCAUAUAUCCUUCAUCGGAUACACAGCAGCUCAGAGAUCCAGAACAACAUCUCGCUUAAUGGCAAAAUGGACAACACUACGUUUGGCAAGCUCAGUUCUCAUCUCAAGACCUUGAGCCAAGGGUCCUACCUAUACCUAAAACUCACUUUUGAUCUCAUAGAGAAAGGAUACCUAGUACUAAAAAGCUCCAGCUACAAAGUAGUCCCGGUCUCUCUGUCAGAAGUUUACUUGUUGCAGUGCAAUAUGAAGUUCCCAACGCAGUCUUCCUUUGAUCGGGUUAUGCCUCUCUUGAAUGUGGCAGUGGCAUCUCUGCAUCCAUUAACAGAUGAACAUAUUUUUCAGGCCAUUAAUGCAGGUAACAUUGAGGGCACUUUGGAGUGGGAUGACUUUCAGCAGAGGAUGGAGAACCUUUCUAUGUUUCUUAUCAAACGUAGAGAUAUGACGCGAAUGUUUGUUCAUCCCUCUUUCCGAGAAUGGCUUAUUUGGAGAGAAGAAGGAGAAAAGACCAAGUUUCUCUGUGAUCCUAGGAGUGGCCACACGUUACUUGCCUUCUGGUUUUCCCGUCAAGAAGGAAAACUAAAUCGACAGCAAACUAUUGAACUGGGACAUCACAUCCUCAAAGCACAUAUUUUUAAGGGGCUGAGUAAAAAAGUUGGGGUGUCUUCCUCCAUCCUGCAAGGGCUUUGGAUCUCCUACAGUACCGAAGGUCUGUCGAUGGCUUUGGCGUCACUGAGAAAUCUCUACACCCCAAACAUAAAGGUCAGUCGGUUGCUGAUUUUAGGAGGUGCAAAUGUAAAUUAUCGGACCGAAGUUUUGAACAACGCCCCGAUUUUGUGCGUCCAAUCUCACCUGGGUUACACGGAGAUGGUGGCUUUGCUCUUGGAGUUUGGGGCCAAUGUAGAUGCUUCUUCUGAAAGUGGCCUGACCCCGCUUGGGUACGCUGCUGCUGCUGGAUUCCUCAGCAUUGUCGUGCUGCUGUGCAAGAAAAGGGCCAAGGUGGAUCACUUGGACAAGAACGGUCAGUGCGCUCUGGUUCACGCUGCUCUCCGAGGACACUUGGAGGUGGUGAAGUUCCUGAUUCAGUGCGACUGGACCAUGGCUGGGCAGCAGCAGGGAGUGUUCAAGAAGAGCCACGCCAUCCAGCAGGCACUGAUCGCCGCGGCCAGCAUGGGCUACACGGAGAUUGUCUCCUACCUGCUCGAUCUUCCAGAAAAAGAUGAAGAGGAGGUGGAGCGAGCACAAAUCAACAGCUUCGACAGCCUUUGGGGAGAGACAGCCCUGACAGCAGCAGCAGGGCGAGGGAAGCUGGACGUCUGUCGUCUCCUCCUGGAGCAAGGAGCAGCCGUGGCCCAGCCCAACCGGCGCGGCGUCGUUCCGCUCUUCAGCGCCGUGCGACAAGGCCACUGGCAGAUUGUGGACCUCUUGCUCACGCACGGCGCCGACGUGAACAUGGCAGACAAGCAGGGGCGGACGCCGCUGAUGAUGGCUGCGUCCGAGGGACACCUGGGCACGGUGGAAUUUCUGCUGGCGCAAGGUGCCUCCAUUUCUCUGAUGGACAAGGAAGGACUGACAGCCCUCAGCUGGGCCUGCCUCAAGGGGCACCUCUCCGUGGUGCGGUCCCUGGUGGAGAACGGAGCUGCCACGGACCACGCCGACAAAAACGGCCGCACUCCCCUGGACCUGGCGGCUUUCUAUGGCGACGCAGAGGUGGUUCAGUUUCUGGUGGACCAUGGUGCCAUGAUCGAGCACGUCGACUACAGCGGGAUGCGCCCCCUCGACAGGGCCGUGGGGUGCCGCAACACCUCCGUCGUCGUCACCCUGCUGAAGAAAGGAGCAAAGAUAGGUUGUCAGACGUUACCGAGUCGCCCACGAGGUCCAGCAACAUGGGCGAUGGCAACCUCCAAACCAGACAUCAUGAUCAUCCUGUUGAGCAAGCUGAUGGAGGAGGGAGACAUGUUUUACAAGAAAGGUAAAGUGAAGGAGGCUGCCCAGCGCUACCAGUAUGCCCUGAAAAAAUUCCCCAGGGAAGGGUUUGGAGAAGACCUGAAAACCUUCCGGGAGCUGAAGGUGUCGCUCCUUCUCAACCUCUCCCGAUGUCGAAGGAAAAUGAACGAUUUUGGAAUGGCGGAGGAAUUUGCUACUAAAGCACUGGAGCUGAAACCGAAAUCUUAUGAAGCUUACUAUGCAAGAGCAAGGGCCAAACGCAGCAGCAGGCAGUUUUCAGCAGCCCUGGAGGACCUGAACGAGGCCAUCAAGCUGUGUCCGAACAACCGUGAGAUUCAGCGGCUGCUGAUGCGAGUGGAGGAGGAGUGCAGGCAGGUGCAGCAGCAGCAGCAGCAACCGCUCCCGGUGGAGCCCGAACCUGAAGCCCAGCAUGAAGAGCUCUAUUCCGUGCAAGACAUCUUUGAGGAGGAAUACCUCGAGCAGGAUGUAGAAAACGUUUCCAUUGGCUUGCAGACGGAGUCAAGGCCAAACCAAGGGCUGCCCAUCAUCCAGAGCCCACCGCCCUCCCCAGCUCACAGGGACUCGGCCUAUAUUUCUGGCUCGCCUCUUGGCUCUCAUCAGGUCUUUGACUUCAGGUCCAAUAGUUCAGUGGGUUCGCCAACCAGGCAAGGAUACCAGUCUACAUCUCCUGCUCUGUCUCCGACGCACCAGAACUCUCAUUAUAGACCUAGUCCUCCGCACACUUCCCCUGCUCACCAGGGCUCCUCUUACCGCUUCAGUCCACCUCCCGUUGGAAGUCAAGGGAAAGAAUAUCAAAGUCCACCACCUUCCCCUCUUCGCAGAGGUCCUCAGUAUCGCGCCAGCCCCCCUGCGGAAAGCAUGAGUGUUUAUAGGUCGCAGUCUGGUUCCCCAGUUCGUUAUCAGCAAGAACCUAGCGGUGUCAGCCAACUCCCCGGUAGACCAAAGUCUCCGCUAUCCAAAAUGACGCAGCGGUCUUUCCAGAUGCCCCAGCUUCCCGUUGCGGUGCCCCAGCAAGGGCUGAGGCUGCAGCCAGCCAAGGCGCAGAUCGUCAGAAGCAACCAGCCCAGCUCUGCAGUGCAUUCGAGCACUGUAAUUCCAACGGGUGCUUACAGCCAAGUUGCCCACUCGAUGGCCAGCAAAUACCAGUCGGCAGCAGGGGAGAUAGGGGUUAGUCAGAGUAGGUUGGUCUAUCAAGGCUCAAUCGGUGGAAUCGUAGGUGACAGUAGGCCGGUGCAGCACGUUCAGGCAAGUCUCAGCGCGGGAGCAAUUUGUCAGCACGGAGGUCUGGCUAAAGAAGAUCUUCCACAGAGGCCUUCCUCCGCGUACAGGGGUGGGAUGAGAUACAGCCAGACGCCUCAGAUUGGACGAAGUCAGUCAGCUUCCUAUUAUCCAGUCUGUCACUCGAAGCUUGAUCUGGAACGUUCUUCCCUCCCCUCCGGCCAGCUCGGCUCUCCAGAUGUGUCUCAUCUCAUAAGAAGGCCCAUUACAGUUAAUCCCAGUGAAAUAAAGCCUCACCCGCCAACUCCAAGACCACUGCUUCAUUCUCAGAGUGUUGGCCUCAGAUUCUCUCCUUCCAGCAAUAGCAUUUCAUCCACCUCCAACCUGACGCCCAACUUUCGCCCUUCUGCUUCUAUUCAGCAAAUGGAGAUUCCUCUCAAGCCAGCUUAUGACAGAUCGUGUGAUGAACUUUCUCCAGUCUCUCCAACUCAGGGGGGUUACCCCAGCGAGCCAGCCCGUUCCAGGACCACGCCGUUCAUGGGAAUCAUAGAUAAAACCGCUCGGACUCAGCAGUACCCUCAUCUCCAUCAACAGAACCGGACCUGGGCUGUGUCAUCAGUGGAUACCGUUAUUAGUCCUACGUCUCCUGGCAACCUCCCCCAGCCAGAAUCAUUUAGCCCGCCUUCUUCGAUCAGCAACAUUGCCUUUUAUAACAAAACCAACAAUGCACAGAACGGCCAUUUGCUAGAGGAAGACUAUUACAGCCCCCAUGGGAUGCUAGCUAAUGGGUCCCGGGGAGACCUCUUGGAGAGAGUCACCCAAGCCUCCUCCUAUCCAGAUGUUAAGGUGGCUAGGACACUGCCUGUUGCACAGGCCUACCAGGACAACCUGUACAGGCAGCUCUCCAGGGACUCUAGACAAGGGCAGACAUCCCCAAUCAAACCAAAGAGACCAUUUGUGGAGUCUAAUGUGUAAAAGACGCUUGUUGGAGUAAGACCCUUAUGUUUUCAGCACACACUUUCAAGCUUGAUUUCCAUGCAUAUUCUUAUUUUUAUUUCUCUUUGGUAGCUACAUGACCAAGUUUCUCCGGUACUUUCUGUGUGGUGGUCAGACAGCCAUGCACGUGCUCCAGCCCUUUUGUUACCCAGCUGACUGUGAAGCCAACAUCAGACGAGCCAGUACCAUUUGCCCAAUUCAGACCAAGUUCCCUCACAGUUUUCAGCUGUCAACCAGGAUAUUUUAGUACAUGGUGUGGGGUAGGCGAGAAACAUCCCCUACGCAGUGGGAGGUAACCAGCUCCUUUCAAGAGACAAUCACGUUCGCUUUAAAUUAGUUUCUUUUGUCUCAAUGAGCUCUUACACAAUUCCGAUGAAAAUUCCUGGUGGGAAUAGAGCAGGGAUCGCAGGAGCCUUUUCAGAGGUUGGAUCUGCAGGUUCCCCGUGCCACUCGCUUUGCCCAGUAAGAGCUAAUUACCCCCAGGGAGCAGGGCAUGAUCUGUUUUUAAUACGAAGUAGCUAUGCACAAUAACCCUCCUGCUUGGUCUGGCUGGUAGGAUUUUAAUCUGAAUUGUAGCUGUUCAUGCGUUAGCGGUGUCAUCUGCCAGAAGGGGUGGGGAUCACAGGAUGCUUUGCUACUUUGCGAGCUACGUUCCAAGUGCCCCAGCGCGGAUUUACUCUGGGGCGUUUUACGAGUUUUCGGAGGGAUUGAAGUUGGCCCUUCGUGUGCAUAUUGAGCAGCCAAGGGAUUUGGCUAGAAAAGUCUCGUGCGUUCUGUGAACUGGGAUCGCAACAGCUGCUUCUUCACACCGUUAGCAGAUGACUGCACCUCACACGCACCACCACGCUUUCACCAGGACGGUUUAAUGUUGGGGUUUUCGUUCGUUUUUUUUGCUCACAAGGAAAGAAAAAAAAAAUCCGAAUAGGAAAUCGUAUUCAAGGAGGAAAACUGCAGCUUUUUUGUUGGUGGCAGGUUUUUUUUUGGAUGGGGAUGCGUAACGCGAGAGGAGGCAGGAUGGGUCCGAGGAGACGCAUUAGCGAGGUCCUCCUGCAACCGCAGCCCCGCGGCAUCACGUCCCUCCUGCUCGCGCCCGCUCCCGGCCCCCGGGCCGUGGGGGGCCGCGCUCCUCUAAGGGAGGCGGCCGUUUUCUUAGAGCUGCAAGAUCUGCUCCUGUAAUUUGGGAAAGCGAUUGCCGUGUUCCUCACCUGUAAAUGCUAGAGACGAUGUUUUGCUCUUUAAGGACCUGUAGUUAAAAAAGAGAUAUUUAUAAUUUAUUUAUGCAGUCUGUUUCAGGACAUUUUUGGGUUUUUUUGUUUGUUUGUUUUUUUCCUUUUUUUAAGCAAAUGCCAAUCACGUCGAGACAGCGUGAAAAGCAGGGGACACUUCCAAAAACCUUUUUACGGAGUUUUUCCAUUAUUCUCUGGGAUUUUGGGGGGGGGUGACGGGACUGUCUUUACAGAUGCUUCGUUUGUUACUGGUUGCGUUCUGUAAUCUGCCUUUUUCAGUUGCCAAGGGCAAAUGGUCGGAUGCACCGGGGGGGGGAGAGCGUUAAUCCUGUAGCUUGUUUUAAAGCAAAAUAGUGCCUGUUGCCCAACGCUGAGUCCCGUUCAUAUCAACCCUUAAGAGCAGAAGGGGUUUAGUCCCGAGCAGGAGGAUGGUGUUUUCCAGUGUUUCCAAAGGGCUACGCGAAUCUAGCUGUAGAUCAAAAGACUUAGCAAACCGAAUCGAAGGGCCCAGCCUCGGCGAGUGUGAACGAGCAUCUCCCCCGCGGGACUUCAGUGCAGCUACAUCGAUUUACACCAGCUAAGGAUUUGGCCUGAAACUCUGAGCAAACCCUGGCUUUGAGCUUUUUUCCUUUUUUGCGUGCGGCUCGGCGCAUCUCGUCGCAAUCCCGCUGCCUAAUUCGCUCAGACCAAACCGGGACGCGCGUAACCUCGGGACGGCGGCGGUGGCGGCUUGUGUCUCAUAGACACGUUGGAGGUAUUUGGGGGGGCGUUUUGCCUCUGUGGGCUUUGGAGAUUUUCGUGCUCUUUUGGCUCUUUUUUAUAUUUGUCCGUGCCAGUAGUUGCAUUGGGGUCGGCGUUUUCUCUCUCGAGGUGCAACGUGGUUCUGACCCUUCGCUUUUUUGCAGGGAUGUGCGAAGCGGGUGGUAAACUGGAGCCUCCGCGGUGACUUCAGGCCUCAGCGGCUGCGAGGAAGCAGGCAGGUGCAUGCGCUAUUGCUCUUCUCGAAAGGGAUGUGACGGGGGUUUUUUUGCUUCCUCUCUUUUUUAAGUAGCGUGUUCUGCUUUAUGAGGAAUAACUGAUGUCUUCGCCGCCGCGUACAGCGCACCUAGCUAGCCCCUGCCUAUCCGUGGGUCCGGAGCAAUGGUUUCGUUCAAAGCCUCCCAUCCCUCAGCUUUCCCGAACGAGUGAGUGGACUUUCCACCUUUAGUUGCUUCUUUGAAAGGCAAAAAUAACCCAAUUUGCCCCGGUCCUAUUUUAUAAGGUUAAGUGAGACAGGCCGCGGCCGCAAGGCGUAGAUGCAGGCGGGAUGAGCCUUGUCAAGGAGAGCACCGCGGUAAGAGCUGCCUGGGCUUGGCUUUGCUCCUCGCCGCCCUGCAGACACGUCCCCUGGCAGCAGCUUUGGGCUUGGGAAGGUGUCCGAAGGGAAAACCGCAGAACAGCUCACGCUUUAACGCAGAUGCCGAGAUGAAGCAGCGCUUAACUACUGCGGCGUGCAGGGUUUUCACGCUACCACGUGUCGCAUUUUCACGGGAUUCUUGCACUAAUGGUUUACCAUCUGUUCUCUCUGUAAAUGGGUGCACUUUACUGUUUGGAUUUGUUACUAUGAUAAAUACUGGAUAUUUAAGCGUGAGUAGUGUCUUCAUUAGAAAAUAGCAAAACAGCUCUUGUCUCUUAGUGUAUUUUUCAAAAAAAAGAAGAAAAAAAGAAAAGAAACGAAGCAAUGAACCAUAACAUUUAUAGCACAAGAACUGACUCUUGUAUAUAAGCAUCAGCAGAUUGAGUAAUUUUUAAAUACAGGAUUAUUUGCAGUGAUUUUGAAGCGCUUCCCCAGCAAUUUUCUUAGGGACAGCUGAGGCCCCGUGGUUACGGUUGUCACCGGCUCGGCAAGGAAGGCCCCUCUCCCUCGCAAAGCCGCCCUUCGAACCAGCCUGCGCGUCCUCCGGGGCACGGUUAGCGUUUGGCAUGGCCGGGAAAAAAUAAAGCAGAGGUCGCUUGGUGUUUGCUGUCGCGUGUAGCCCGAUGGUGAUGUGUGCUGUUGCGCUCGAUGGAGCCAGAGACCGAUUUCGCUUAGCGGCUUGGCCGCGCGGGACGGGUUGCAGCCGGCAGGUCCACGCGUAGCCUCGCGGCAGAGCUAAGAUUCGGGACGCGGCUGCCAGUGCCUCCGUCCCCGCCGCGGCGCUGCAGCUGGCGAACCCCCGUUUUGCUCGCUGCUAGGAGGAAACCCGACUCUCGAUAACCUUGAAACCCUCCUACCCCGAAUUUGGUUGUCGGGACCGGUGCGGCGGGCGAUGCCUGGGCAGAUACCUGUAUUUAAGCGAAGCACCCAGCAGAUGUCCCUCGCACUCUGCUCGGUGGCGUUGGCCGGGCAAAGCCGGACCCUCUCCGCCAGCCUCGGGCAUCGGUGUCUGCCGCGGUGGCGUCGCCCGUUCCUCCUUUCUUUCCCGGGCUGGAAGGACCCCCCAGGCCCGGGAGAGCGGAGGCGGCUCGGCGUGCGGCUCCGUCCCUUCCCGGCCAGGUCAGGAAUGGCAUUGACGGGCUUUGAAAAGGGUUUUCGUGGCUGCUGAAGCGCUUAGGCGAGGCAGGGCUCUGGGGGGGGAGCCCUCAGCGGGGGUCUCCCGCGGAGCCGGGCGGCUGCUGCCUGCACGUGGGUUCAUCUGAGCACCAACCUUUUUUUCCCCCCUUUUUUUUCUUUCAUGGCUGUAAAGAAAACUGCUUAGCUAGUGCAACCAUCGCUGCGCGCCUCUAAACAACCGCCGAAGCCAUAGCUGGGUGAGGUCCCGCACCAGGGUGGCUACCAAAUUUUGCCGUGAUUCAGUCCCCCCAGUACAAAGAUUAUUCAGGGUAGAGCCAGGAGAAGUGGAGCUCAAACCGAAGUGCCAGCUACGCCUUAUCUAGAGGAGCCCGCCGCCGCGGCGGGUCCUCGGGCUCCGCCGCACGCUCUGCGGCUCCCGCUUGGAUUUGGCCUUGGGGAAGCGGAGCAGCUCGUCUCCCGGGAUUCGCGUUGAAACAAGGGCUUAGGGCGAGAGCUGCUGCCCCCGGCACGCGAGCCGCGGCCGCCGGGGCACGCUUGGACACAAGCACAACGGUGGAGGUCGGUCUGCUUUUUCUCCGCGUCGUUUGGACACCGGCUGGAUUUUGCGUUCGAUCAAACUCUUUUUCUAACACAAACCACUAAGGGCUCAAUCAUUUAGCACGAUCCGUUCGCGUCCCGGCUCCCGCCCGCGGCUGCAUCUCGCCGGAACCGCUGCCGAUCUCCCCGAGGGAAAACGCGGAGCCCAACGCGCUCGCCGCAGCGGACGGACGCCCAGCACGCCCGCCGUAUCCUUUCCGCCCGCCCGUCUCGUAGCUGUCGCGGUCCCCGGGAGCCGGCGGGGCGAGGGCGGCUCGGCGAGGACUCUGGCCGCGGGGCUCGGGGCGGCCGGGGGCGCGGGGGGAGAAGCCUCAGGCCCAGGGCGGUCGGUCCCUUACCCUCAGCCCGCCUCGAUGUGCACUGAUCCGCCGGGCACCGUUAGCGAGCUCAGAGCAGCACCGUGUGCGUUAAGUCCAUUUCGUUAAUACACCGCUGACUCAAGAGCCGGCCGUGGACUCUUCCAGCGCUGCAGGUGUCAUUUCUGUCGAGCGUUUUCUUUCCCAUAGUGUCACAUAACGGCGUUUUGUCUCUGUUCUGUCUUCACGUCCGCGAGGAUCCGAGUCAGUGCAAAUAUGUACAGCAUAUCCACUCUGUGCUUUGUACUAUUCCCCGGUUGCCAUCCUUCAAGACACUUGCUGGGAAGACCUUUGAGACACUUAAUUUUCCUUUAGCUUUUCUAUAAUUCCGAUGUAAAGGACUUUCUCUGUACAGUAUAUUAUCCAAUGCAUGUUCUGUUCUCUCUACUGAUAUAUCGAACACCACACAGUCGUGACGUUGCGCAGCGGGAGGAGCAACCCCUGCACCCAGCGGAGGCCUUCGCCUCUCACGUAUAAGGAAAGAAGACAACAUAUUUUUUCCUUUGCUGUAUUUGCUUGAGCAGAGUUUUCUUGUCUGUACAUGUGAGCUGUGAGAUAGAUGUGAAAAGUUCCAAAAGAAUGCAUUUCCCCCCACCCCCCUGUAUACAGAUUGUAAUCUGUACAAUGAAAACUGUAUGUAUGAAAAAAUGUACUUAUUUAUAAAUGGUUAACACUUGGGAA